UUACUUUAUCUCUUUACAAAAUCAACACAAAAUAUAGAGCCCCAAAAAACAAAUUAAAGGAAUCAGAAACUUCUUUUUACAAAGUAAAUUACUCCUUCAUCCACAUCUUCUGACUCAAAAAUGCAUUUCUCUACUUCACUGACCAUUUUCACAUUUUAUUGCUUGUCUUUUUCAGUCAACUCUGCUUAGCCUCCAGCAUGUUUUUCAUAAGUUUUUGCAUUUAUAACACUUCACAUUAUUUUUUGAAGAUUUUUUUACCCUCAUGUUGAGCUCUAAUCAGUCCUAAUGUUGCUCAAACUUGUUCUUUUUUCAGAUUGGUGAUUGAGUUUUUUGAUAUUUUUUGGGCUGAGCUCUAGUUAAUCCAGCUGUUGAUAAAGAUUGUUCCUUUUUCAUUUUCUUGAAGACCCUUUUGAAUGUUCUUGCAGAUUGUGGUAUAGUCUGAUAUGGGGUUUUGAUUUUCUUGAUUUUUGUUUUAGAUCUGUAAUAUUUGUUCCAAGAUUCUAGUUACUAUGGUGGCUGAGCCUUGGCUAAUGAAGAUGAGGAGCAAUGUUAGUGCAAAUGUCAAGCAAGCCCUUUUACUUGAAGCUCCAAAAAAAGGUAAUAAAAGGCAAGAACCUAAGCAAAUUAUUGGAAUUCUUUCUUUUGAAGUUGCUAAUGUGAUGUCCAAAACUGUUAUUUUGCACAAGUCUCUUGUUGAUAAUGAAAUAGUAAAGCUUAAAGGUGAGAUUUUUAAUUCUGAUGGCAUCAAGGCCUUGAUAUCAAAUGAUGAGGUUUAUCUUUUUGAGCUUGCCUUGGCUGAAAAGGUUGAUGAAUUAAACCGAGUGGCUGAGGUGGUUUCGAGAUUGGGGAGAAAAUGUUCUAUUCCUGCGUUGCAAGGGUUUGAGCAUGUGUAUGGGGAUAUUGUUGGGGGAGUGAUUGAAGUAAGAGAAAUGGGAUUUUUGGUUAAGGAUAUGGAGGGAAUGAUCAAGAAAAUGGAAAAGUAUGUGAAUUCAACUGCAAAAUUGUAUGGGGAGAUGGAGGUUUUGGGUGAGUUGGAACAAUCAAUAAAGAAGUUUCAGCGGGUUCAGUAUGAAGAAAGUCGAAGGGCUUUUGAACAAAAAUUGGUGUGUCGAAAGGAAGAUGUGAGACAUCUCAAGGAAAUUUCACUUUGGAAUCAGACUUAUGAUAAAGUAGUGGAUUUGUUAGCAAGAACUGUGUGCACACUAUAUGUGCGAAUUUGUCAUGUCUUUGGCAGACCUGUUAUGAAGGGAGAAUUUGCUGGUAGUUCUAUUUCAGGGGCACGAUUCCAUUUGAAUGGCUCUGCUCAUGUAAAGGAAGAAUGUGGGAUGAAACCAGGUCAAGUUGAUGUAUUACUUGGGAAUUCUGUUUCAGUUAGUAGAGCGCUCAGCAAGACUUAUAGUUAUAAUCACUCAGGCUUGAUGGAGAAAGGUUUGGCAGAUAGAAGAGAGUUGAAUUUCAGACCUGAAGUUGCAUCCCAGCGUGGUGAUGUGUCACUAUUUCGUGCUCCAAGUCAUUUUGCAUGUGGUUUUGGUCCAGGAAGGCUUCUCUUGGAGUGCCUCAGUGUGAGUAGUUCUGCAUCAAAAGUCGAUGACAAUGAUGAUGAUUCUGUUGGAUAUGAUGAUAGAAUGAGUCAAGUUUCAGGUUGUUGUAGCAUUUCUAGUGGAGUGAAGAAAGGUAACUCGAAUCAAUCAGAUUGCUUCAGUCAAUCUUUGCAAAGUAGUAUGACAAACAAUCCAAAAUCUGGUCCCAAGAAUAGGUUAAUGACUUACGCUCCCCAAAGCACGGUUGGAGGAUCGGCACUGGCCUUGCAUUACGCAAAUGUGGUAAUUAUCAUAGAGAAGCUACUUCGAUAUCCUCAUUUGGUUGGUGUCGAAGCUAGAGACGAUUUAUACUCUAUGUUACCAGCAAGCUUAAAAUUGUCCUUGAAGAUUAGUAUUAAGUCUUACAUCAAAGAUCUGGCAAUUUUUGAUGCUCCCCUUGCUCAUGGUUGGAAAGAGAGGCUUGAUCAAAUACUCAAGUGGCUUGCUCCUAUGGCACAUAAUAUGAUAAGGUGGCAAAGUGAGCGUAAUUUUGAGCAGCAGCAGCAAAUCGUUACACUAACCAAUGUUCUUCUGCUCCAGACACUGUAUUUUGCAGAUAGAGCGAAGACAGAGGCGGCUAUUUGUGAGCUUCUAGUUGGUUUGAAUUAUAUAUGUCGCUAUGAGCAUCAGCAAAAUGCUUUAUUGAAUUGUGCAAGUAGUUUUGAUUUCAGAGGUGACAUGGACUGGCGGUCGCAACACUGAGUCUCACAGUAGUUGUUUGAGCUGCUAAGUUUGGAUAUAUGAAGAGUGGUGAGUUUCUGAAGUUCAAAGCCAUCCUUUUAACUUUUAAAUGAUAGUUUAUUCAACACACUGGAGUAAUCAAGAUUCGGAUAUAAAGACAUCUGUUUUCGUAAAAUGGAGUUCAUCAAUGUACUUUGUUGUAACUUGUAAGGCUUAGAAGUUUUAGGCUAAUGUACAUAAUUCCAUUGUAUGAAAACAUAUUAUCUGCCACUCUUGUAGAACAUACAUCAUGUAUUGAAUGAAUAUUGCUAUUCUUUCUAUUAA
Daucus carota subsp. sativus is the source of this 2585-nucleotide messenger RNA. RefSeq lists its product as uncharacterized. Lineage: Eukaryota; Viridiplantae; Streptophyta; Magnoliopsida; Apiales; Apiaceae. Gene Ontology annotation, biological process: positive regulation of growth. The coding region runs from base 510 to 2282 and encodes 590 amino acids. The record is from RefSeq and is a predicted model, not a curated record. The transcript has a single exon.